CGACGUUCAUCUCUUUCCCUCCUCAUUGUAACUCGUGCUUCUGGCAAUCACUUGCGUACUGAACGCUCACCCAAUAGGAUGUGUUUUUUCAAAUAUUUUUUAAAUACAAAAAUACUUUGAUUACUUGGAGAAAAAAAGUGUAUUUUUAUAUAUAAUAUUCCUAAGAAACCUAAGUUUCAAUUAUUUUUCACAUCUUUCGCAAAAGUGUACUCUUUAUCUCAUCUCGUUUUUGUGCUCAAAGAAUUUUAAGAAAGUUGAAUAUUAGAUUUCACGUGCGUCACAUUAUCGCCUCAGACAAUACCUCUUCAAUUAAAUUGCUAUCAUUUAAAAAGGUGAAAUUUUGGAGAAUAAUUGACAAUGGAGCUUCUUCAGGAACCUGGUUGGAAACUGGAACGAAAAGGAUCUGCACUUCUAUUGCGUAGAGACAGUUCUUAUCUGAGAACAGCGAGGGUUUGUUUCCGGUGCGAUGUCGAAGUUCGAGAAUUCGAGAGAGACGAAGAUUAUUUUGAUGUAGAACCGGAAGUAGCAGCUAGUCCUCUUGCAAUGUGUGCAAGUUGUUUAGCAGCACUUUGUGUUACUGUCGUUCUUCCUUGGCUUCUAAUUGGGGGUUAAAGAAGAAAAGAUCACCGCAAUGGAAAAUUAGACAAAAAAAAAGUCAACUUGAAAAGUAAUUCUUGCCAAGAAUAGAGGUGACUGCAAAAAAAAAAAGAUGCUUCUGAGGAAAUCAGAAUCACAUGACUGGCUUUUAAUUAAGAAAAAGAUAUACUUAUUAAAAGUGAAACAUAUAUCUCGUUUAGACUAAAUGCAAUUUUUUCUCAGCAAAAAAGUCUUACCUCUAAAUAUACAAAAAUAUUCCUUCUUUUACUUUAUUAUUUUCUCUAAAAUGCAAAAUCCUUUUGGAUUUUUUUUUAACGAGGGAACUUUUUUCAAAAAUGAAUUUUUACAAAGAGGAUUUUUAUUCCGAGGGGAUUAAAUGCUUGAGGAUAAUCUUGCCAGAGAGAAAACUAUCCUAUAAUGAAUAAUGCUUUUAAUUGAGUUCACUAAAUCCUGAAUAGUAAACUUUAUAUGUAUCAAAACUUUUUCAAACAUUUUCAAACAUUUUCAAACAUUUUAAUUUAGAAUUCAAUUUUUUUAUUCCGAUUAUUGGGAAAUUUUUUAAUACAUUCUUGUCGAUUCGAAAGAUAAUUCAACUAUGAUUAUGAAAAUUUUGCAAAAGACUAAUUUUGAAAUGUAUUCAUACAUGUUUCUAAAGAUAAUCCUUUUCUGCAAUUAUCGUAUACACUUGUAUAUAAUUCUGCAUGGAGUUUUUAUUCGCAGACAUAAAUGUAUGCUAUUCACGGAUUAAGUAAUUGCUAUCUGAAAUGUAAAUCCAAUUUUCCAUUAACAGAAAUUCUCUCAAAUUUAGAAAAUUUGAAAAAAAUAUAAAAUUCAAUUGAAGAGAAAAAUAAAAUAAUUCGCUUUGUACAUAAAUAAAGUAUUGGAUAAAAAGAAAAAAAAAGGACUUUAUAGUGAAAGAGAAAUAAAAGUAUUUGAAAAUACUUGCAUAACGAGUUUGUGUCCCUCGAGACGGAAAAAGUCUUGGAAAAAUUGUACAAAAGAAUUUCCACGUACAAUUUGUGAUAUUUGCGUUUAAAAUCUUUUAAAUGAUUUUAUUAUUACUGUUGUUUAUUGAUAGAAAAAAUAUAUCCUAUUGUAUCGAGUCAUUUUUAUCUGCAGUUAAUUUAGUAACUCUAUGAGGCCAAAGAAAAAUCAUUUUUAAUAUCUAAAAAUUUUAGAACCAGUUGAAUUAAAUAUUUCAAUGAAAUAAUGAUAUAAAUACUUAUCUCAUCAUACUGAUUCAAUUAGUUUCUAUGAAUUAAAUUCAUAAUAUAACAAUAAUCGAAAAUCCAAAUUCGAUACAUAAAUAUUGAACUUUGUAAAAUUCUUAUCAAAUACGCUCAACGAGAAAUUAAAUCAAAAUUAUAAGGGUCAAUGAAAAGUUUAAUUCAACUCGUUAUUUAUAAUCUGUCUCUGUAUUACAAAUUAAUGAAAUGAUUUUAAUGGAAUUGCAGAUAAUGCAAAAUAAAAUAUGCAUAUAUGUAUUUACCUUGUGACAAUCAAAGUUUUCAUAUUAUAAUGUAAAUGAAUUUUGUGUACAUAUAAUUAAUUAUAUUAAUUACAAUGUUUAACAAGGAACGUUAAAAUUUUGAUAAUAUGAUGUAAUAUUUUGUAAAUUAUAUACAUUAU
Leptopilina heterotoma is the source of this 2226-nucleotide messenger RNA. RefSeq lists its product as uncharacterized. Bases 358 to 612 code for a protein of 84 amino acids. The record is from RefSeq and is a predicted model, not a curated record. NCBI's taxonomy places the organism in Eukaryota, Metazoa, Arthropoda, Insecta, Hymenoptera, Figitidae. The transcript is spliced from 2 exons.